Molecule: messenger RNA, 318 nt
Organism: Protopolystoma xenopodis
Lineage: Eukaryota; Metazoa; Platyhelminthes; Monogenea; Polystomatidea; Polystomatidae
Source: the annotation of a GenBank genome assembly
AUGAGCUUAGCAAAUUGGUUGGCUGAACUGUCUACCGCCUCUACUCUGCAUGGACAUUCUUUUUUCUGCACGAAUUCACAGCCAACCCCGUGGUGUCGACCACACGUGUUCAGCCUCAUUUUAGCCAUCGUCUGGCAUAGGGCAACGAGACAGGUUUGGGGUCAUGUGACACGCACGAAGGAACCGAUUUCAUCUCGAUCCUUUCGACCGAGCUCGGAAGCUGUCCACUUUUUCGCCCAUCGUCACAGCGGGAGUGUGUGCCAACCGAAGCGUGAAGCUGUGUUGGUGGGCCUCAUGGACCUGGCCCAGAGGGCUUGA